Molecule: messenger RNA, 569 nt
Organism: Salarias fasciatus (jewelled blenny)
Lineage: Eukaryota; Metazoa; Chordata; Actinopteri; Blenniiformes; Blenniidae
Product: lactose-binding lectin l-2-like
Exons: 1
Coding region: 63-569 (168 amino acids)
Source: RefSeq, a predicted model, not a curated record
GCUCUGAACAGCUCCAGCAAGACAUCAAGGCCUUCUCACUCAGAGACUUUUGAAACGUCAACAUGAUGCUUUUCCUCUUUUUGUGUUUCCUCGCUCUUUGUGCUGCGGCUCCCUUGGAGGAGAAAAACAUGAAGCUCCAGCGUCGCGGUUGUCCACCGUUCUGGUUCAACUUCAAAGACCGCUGCUAUCGGUACGUCGCCGCAGACAAGACCUGGGCUGAUGCAGAACUCUACUGUGUGUCUCAGGGAGCCAACCUGGUGUCCAUCCACAGCAAGGAGGAACAUAACUUUGUCAACUGGUUGAUUAAGGGUUUGAAUCCUCAGCAGAACUAUACCUGGAUUGGACUCAGUGACGUUCAUAAGGAAGGAGCCUGGAUAUGGUCUGAUGGAGCCUGGAUGUGGUCUGAUGGAUCCAGGUUCGACUUUGCCGUUUGGGAUGUUGGACAGCCUGAUAAUUAUCAAGGAAUUGAACACUGUGGCCAUACCAACUUUGGCAAACUGUUCCAAUGGAAUGAUGCUAGGUGUUCUUUUCUCUGGCACUUUGUUUGUGCAUUUGACAUAAUUUCAUGA